AAAAAAUUUUGAAUAAAAAAAAGAGCUAUUUUUUUGUAACUCGACUCUCUUUUUUUUUUGUUUUUUCCUUUAUUAUUUCAUACUAGUAAAAAUGGUUUUGGCCAACAAGUUGAACACCUGGAGUAAGCUCCAACAAUACUAUGAUGCUGAAGGCAAGAACCUUGUCAUCAAGGAACAAUUUGAUAAGGAUUCUAAGCGUUUCGAAAAAUACCAUCGCGUUUUUAAGGGUUCUAAUAAGACCAACACUUCUAUCUUAUUCGAUUUCUCAAAGAACCUUGUUAAUGAUGAAACUCUCAAGUUGUUGGUUGAAUUGGCCAAGGAAGCUAAGGUUGAAGAAUUGCGCAAUAAAAUGUUCAGCGGUGAACACAUUAACUUUACUGAAGAUCGUGCCGUCCUUCACGUUGCUCUUCGUAACCUUUCCGAUAAGCCUAUUUAUGAAAAUGGCACUGAUGUUAUGCCCGAAGUUCGUGAAGUCCUUGCUCACAUGAAGGAAUUCUCUGAAGCUGUUCGCUCUGGUGAAUGGAAGGGUUACACCGGUAAGCGUAUUACUGAUGUUGUUAACAUCGGUAUUGGUGGUUCUGACCUUGGUCCUGUUAUGGUUACUGAGGCCCUUAAGCCUUAUGCUCAAGAAGGUUUGAAGCCUCACUUUGUUUCUAACAUUGAUGGUACUCAUCUUGCUGAAGUCCUCAAGUCUGUUAACCCUGAAACUACUCUUUUCAUUAUUGCUUCCAAGACUUUCACCACUCAAGAAACUAUCACCAAUGCUGAAUCUGCCAAGGAAUGGUUCCUUGCUGCUGCUAAGGAUGCCAGCCACGUUGCUAAGCACUUUGUUGCCCUUUCCACCAACACUGAAAAGGUAACUGAAUUCGGUAUUGAUUCCAAGAAUAUGUUCAAGUUCUGGGACUGGGUUGGUGGUCGUUAUUCUCUUUGGUCCGCUAUUGGUCUCUCCAUUGCCAUCACUAUUGGUUACGACAACUUCGAAGAACUCCUUCGUGGUGGUCAUGAAAUGGAUCAACACUUUGUUAACACCCCUCUCGAAGACAAUAUUCCUGUCUUGAUGGCUCUUAUUGGUAUUUGGUACAACAACUUCUUCGGUGCUCAAACUGAAGCUAUUCUUCCCUAUGAUCAAUACAUGCACCGUUUCCCUGCCUACUUCCAACAAGGUAACAUGGAAUCUAACGGUAAGUACGUUUCUCGUUCUGGUGAAGAAGUCCAAGCACAAACUGGUCCCAUCAUCUGGGGUGAACCCGGUACUAAUGGUCAACACGCCUUCUACCAAUUGAUUCACCAAGGUACCAAGCUUAUUCCUUGUGAUUUCUUGGCUCCUGUUGAAACUCAAAACCCCAUCCGUAAGGGUAUCCAUCACGAUAUUCUUUUAAGUAACUUCUUUGCUCAAACCGAAGCCCUCAUGGUCGGUAAGAACGAAGAACAAGUUCGUGUUGAAAUGGGUGCCAAGGUCCAAGAAAACAUUGUUCCUCACAAGGUCUUCAAGGGUAACAAGCCUACCAACACUUUCUUGUUCCAAAAGUUGACCCCAGCUACCUUGGGUUCCCUUAUCUCCAUGUACGAACACAAGAUCUUUGUUCAAGGUGCUAUUUGGGAUAUUAACAGUUAUGAUCAAUGGGGUGUUGAAUUGGGUAAGCAAUUGGCUAAGGCUAUCUUGCCUGAAUUGGGUGCUCCUGGUGAAGUUUCUUCUCACGAUGCUUCCACAAAUGGUCUCAUCAACUACUACAAGCAAAACAAGAAGAACUAUUAAAUUUUAUUGUAGAAUAUUAUAAUCAUGCAUUUUCUGUUCCCCUAUCUCUCUCUCUUUUUUUUUUUUUUCAGUCUGUUAAAUAAAAUUUGCAUAUAUCUAUAGCAUAUUCCAUAGACACGUGAAGUUUCAGAAGAUACUUGUAAUGUUUACAUAAUAAUUGAUUAUGUAAUAUUUUAAUUUUAGCCGAACAUAAUAUUUUCAAAAAAUAAAAAUAAAAAUUAG
Cokeromyces recurvatus is the source of this 1978-nucleotide messenger RNA. Its product is annotated as glucose-6-phosphate isomerase. Gene Ontology annotation, biological process: gluconeogenesis; glucose 6-phosphate metabolic process; glycolytic process. Lineage: Eukaryota; Fungi; Mucoromycota; Mucoromycetes; Mucorales; Mucoraceae. Bases 92 to 1756 code for a protein of 554 amino acids. Gene Ontology annotation, cellular component: cytosol. Gene Ontology annotation, molecular function: monosaccharide binding; carbohydrate derivative binding; glucose-6-phosphate isomerase activity. The record is from RefSeq and is a predicted model, not a curated record. The transcript has 3 exons.